Myxocyprinus asiaticus (Chinese sucker) is the source of this 3902-nucleotide messenger RNA. Its product is annotated as neuropeptide Y receptor type 1-like. The transcript has 2 exons. Gene Ontology annotation, cellular component: neuron projection; plasma membrane. Bases 352 to 1512 code for a protein of 386 amino acids. NCBI's taxonomy places the organism in Eukaryota, Metazoa, Chordata, Actinopteri, Cypriniformes, Catostomidae. The record is from RefSeq and is a predicted model, not a curated record. Gene Ontology annotation, biological process: G protein-coupled receptor signaling pathway. Gene Ontology annotation, molecular function: neuropeptide binding; neuropeptide Y receptor activity.
UCUUGCGCCUCAGGUUUGGUUGAUAAACCUCACCUCUUCAAACCACCAGUUACUCUCUGCACUGGAGUGAAUAGUACUUCUAGACCUACGAAGCAAGCUAAAACAACUAGGAGAGGAUUUGCGCACGCAAUACAUGGUUUCACAGAUCAACAGUUCUAUGUUAUGAGAGAAAAUAGGAUGAGUCAACUUGGGAACUGAAGAGGAAAUAUUGGUCUUGGUGGGGAACUAUCUUAUAUUGGACAAUUCUGCUUCAUUUCUUCACCUCCCUGGAGACUGUCAAAACUAGCCAGACUUUCUCAAAGCAGCAAAGAGGAACUUCAGCAAAACAACCCAUUUGCUUUGAACCACCUAAUGGCCAUGGAGAGGUCUCAUCUGAGCAACAUCUCCCAGGCUUCAUUAUUAGGAGAUGCACUCUGGGAACAAGGUGACUGCCCAACCUCCCUCAGUAGCACCACUUUCCUCAUUGUAGCUUACAGCACCAUGCUAGCAGUGGGCUUGGUGGGCAACACUUGCCUGGUCUUAGUCAUUACACGACAAAAAGAGAUGCGUAAUGUGACCAACAUCUUCAUCGUUAACCUCUCAUGCUCCGAUAUCCUCGUUUGCUUGGUAUGUUUGCCAGUUACCAUUAUCUACACCCUCAUGGAUCGAUGGAUUCUGGGCGAAGCUCUGUGCAAAGUGACGCCGUUCGUCCAGUGUAUGUCUGUGACGGUUUCGAUUUUCUCCAUGGUCCUCAUCGCUUUGGAGAGACACCAGCUCAUCAUCCACCCAACCGGAUGGAAACCAAUCGUCAGACACUCAUACCUGGCUGUAGCGGUUAUCUGGAUUGUAGCUUGUUUUAUUUCCCUUCCAUUUCUCUCAUUUAACAUCCUCACAAACUCGCCAUUUCACAACCUCAGUAUUCCUUUUAACCCUUUUAGUGAUCACUUUAUCUGUAUAGAGCAGUGGCCAUCUGAGGGGAAUCGGCUAGCUUACACCACAUCAUUACUACUUUUCCAGUACUGCUUACCGUUAGUGCUAAUUCUACUCUGCUACUUCCGCAUAUUUCUACGCCUCAGUCGACGGAAAGAUAUGGUUGAAAGAGCACGAGGUGGGUGCCAGAAGAAGGCCAAAGGCUCAAAGCGAGUCAACGCCAUGCUUGCCUCAAUUGUAGCUGCAUUUGCCCUGUGCUGGUUGCCACUAAAUGUUUUUAAUACAGUGUUUGAUUGGAACCAUGAGGCAAUUCCAGUGUGCCAGCACGACACCAUUUUCUCAGCUUGCCACCUCACUGCUAUGGCGUCAACUUGCGUCAACCCAGUGAUAUAUGGAUUCCUGAACAAUAACUUCCAGAAGGAGUUGAAAUCGCUGAUGUACAGAUGCCGCUGCUGGGGGCCACCCGAGAGUUACGAGAGUUUCCCAUUGUCCACCGUCAGUACGGGCGUUACAAAGGGGUCCAUCCUUAGCAAUGGCUCAGUCAGCAUCAACGCCUAUCAGCCACACAAGAAAAACAGUUUAGAACAGAAAGAGAUAGUUUAAAGUGCGAAAAAUGUGCUACAAGGCAAUGUACCUUGCUAUGCUUCAAUAAAGCAUUCAAAUGUGGCUUGAGAACAUUGGUAGCCAAUCUGUGCAAUGAGUACAAGACUUCAAAAAUCUUUAAUGGCUGAAUUUAGGGUUCAAUAUCCUAAGUAAUGAAAAUGUGUGAUGUGUUCUCCAGGUUCUUAUUGCUAAAAGAUGUUGACUUAUCUUUAAACGCAGUUCAGAAAAAUAUUAAGGUAAGGUUUAUUGUAGCUUGGCUCUGCAGAGGAGAACCAAAUAUCUGUUAGCCUUUUCAUAAAUUUAAAUGUUUUAAAGUCAACACGGAACACCCAUUCAACCAAUUUUAUUUCUGCAAUGUGACAUAUACAGUAUAUGUGAUAUACACAGGAUAGGAGUAAAAUAGGAUAUUCAAUGAGAAAAAAAAUUAUUGGAUCAUGAAAAGUGGCUGUACCAUAUCAAAUUGGAUCUGGUCCUAAAUGCAAGUUUGCAGUUAAUUUUUGGAAGACUACUUCUCUCCUGAAACACCAUUGGCACCAAACUUUUGAGGAGGCUUUUGAAUGGGACAUGGAGGCUGAAAGUUCACCCUGGAGAGCAUCUUGAUGUAUCCCAAUUAAACCUGCAUUAAAUUACUUAAUUAACUAUUGGCAAGAUUUUAGGAAGGCUGCAUUAACUACAAAACUUUGGCUUUCUGCCUAUGUGUCUUCAGCUGAAAAAGAAGAUAAUUUCUGAGGCAGUGAUUACAUUUUGAUGAAAAUUCCAAAUUCAUAAAUGAAUCGUGCAUAAUUAAGACCAGGAAUGUGAAUUUAAGAAAGGAAAUAGGAUCCACUUUGAUUUCACGUUGUUUUUAACAACUGCUAAAAUGAGCUCUAAUGUAAUGGACUGUGAAAAAUUCAGCAUGUUGGUCUUGUUGCUGUGUCUCCUCAGCUUAUGGCAAAUUCUGAGUAUGAUCUCAAAUGAUGCACAGAACCACAAUUUCAAUUCACAAGUUCACCUGCCCAAAUAAUCUUUAGUAGUAAAGGUAAACGCAUGUGGCUUGCUGUACACAAAGGAGGGGCUCAAGGAUGAGCCUCGACUCAAGCUCAAAUUUACCCCCCUAUGGGACUACUAAAUUUAUUGAGAUAGCUAUAGGGAAGGAUUUCGUAGAGAAGAGGAUGGGGAGGUGGAGGUGGAGGUGGAGGAUUGCCAGAUAGGUUUUUCAUCAGGGAGAGGUAAGCAGCAGUUUAAAUAUUCUACAGUUAAUUGGCAAAUUUGAUGGGCAAGCUCUUCCUGAUCGGUUAAUAACUAGAUGUUGAAUACCUAGUAGAGGCCUUGUUCUUCAAUGUCUUUCUUCAGGGUAGGCCUGUGCAAGAAUAUUAGUAAUAGAAACAGAAAUGUACUUUUUUAGUUCUUGUCACUAUUACAGGAAAGCGGAGAGGUAGCAUUGUGUGUAAUGUGUACAUUUAAAAUAAUUAGCAGGACUAGAACUGUAUAAGCACAGCACUCUUUCACUGAUUGUGAUUAGAAUGCUUGCCACGUCUGAUAUGUAGUUCUAAGAUUUACAAAUUUACACCGAUCUAAAUUUUAAUUGAUAUCAGAGUAUACACUGUGUUUUGUGGCUGAAUGGCUAUACAUGGCAAAGCUAUACAAGUGAAUUAUAGAUUUAAUGCCUCAUUUGCAUAUUUUUACUGAAGUGUGGUUCAGAACAAUAAUGUGCAUAUUCUAAGUAGUUCAUGUAAAAAAAAAUCAUGAUAUCACCAGUAAGUAUAAUAACACACUGAAGCACUCUUCAAAUGUCAGGUGUCUAGUCACAAAUAGAAUAGUUAAUUGCCUGACUUAUUUUGAAGUUCUAAACAACAGUAGUAUUCUGAUCACUGAUGUAUUUUAUUAUAUAUUUGAUCGAAUCUAAAUUAGCACUAAGCUUAGUGUACACUACUACAUAGAUCCUUAUACAAAGAGUACAUGUAAAUGUUACCAUUUUAAAAGUCCUUACAUGUUUUUUGUUUUUGUUUUUUUUAAUUGCUGCACUACUGUGGCAUGUCUCUUAGAAUAUAGCCUACUGGGUUAUCACUGCCAACCAUAACAUGCUGCUAUGAUCUUGUCUUAAUGGAAAAGUCUUAAUUCAGUUCCUACAUUUGCAGUUUAGAGAUCCACCAGGUGGUAAUAAAGUUCAUGUCCAAACUCUGAAAAUACAGUGGAACAUCAAAUUAUGUCCCUGACGAUCAGAGCUGUAGCCAUCUAAUGAAACUAAAAGGUAUGACAUUUUUGUUAAACUAUCAUGGUUUAUUUUUAAAUUAUUAUUAAUAUUUUUACAUAUACAAUUGAAUUUAUUAUUAUUUGUAGUGGUAUUUUUCCACAUUUUGUCAUAAAGUGAUUUUUAAGUCACUGCAAAAGGGGCUGGUGAAAGAAGUUGG